Toxotes jaculatrix (banded archerfish) is the source of this 1074-nucleotide messenger RNA. Its product is annotated as adrenodoxin-like. The transcript is spliced from 4 exons. Gene Ontology annotation, biological process: P450-containing electron transport chain; positive regulation of oxidoreductase activity. The record is from RefSeq and is a predicted model, not a curated record. Lineage: Eukaryota; Metazoa; Chordata; Actinopteri; Toxotidae. Gene Ontology annotation, cellular component: mitochondrion. Bases 383 to 880 code for a protein of 165 amino acids. Gene Ontology annotation, molecular function: 2 iron, 2 sulfur cluster binding.
GGAAAUACAUCGGUACCUCUCACAUUUGCUGCUUGACCACAUAAGCCUGGGUAGUGUAAUUGGAGCAAAUAGCAUCUGGCUAAUUGGUGUUUUGUAGCUGAUUACCACAAGGCAAUCAACUAAUUGAUCUGGGAACUCAAACCGCGAGCAGUUGCCAUAGGUUACACGUGACGCAAUGAACGUGACAGUGACAAAGUGACUUCUUGCAGCUAAAACAAGCUAGCCUAACUAGGUAGCACGGUUGGCUAAGGCAAACAACUUUGGGUGUCUUUCCGUUGAGAAGCAAAGAGCUCGACACAAGUGAGCUUUAAACGGAGCGUGUGCGUGCAGCGCGGGUUGGAGAGUUUCUCAUCUUGUUUUUCAAGGUCUCGUCUGCUCGGAAAUGGCUCUGGUAACGGCGUUAAGAAGACUGGCUCACUUUAGGAUACGAGAAUACUCUCGGAGGACGACGGCAGCAAUUUCGGGUGACUGGCUGACGGGUCAGAGGAGUUUCACCACCGGCACACAGCCCGUGAGGUCGGACAAUAAGGUGACGGUCCACUUCAUCAACAGAGACGGGGAGAAGAUCACAGUGAAAGGGUCUCCUGGAGACUCGCUGCUAGAUGUCGUCAUUAACGAAGACCUCGACUUUGAUGGCUUUGGGGCGUGUGAGGGAACGCUGGCAUGCUCCACAUGCCAUCUGAUCUUUGAUGAGGAAGUCUACAAGAAGCUGGGGCCGGUCACGGAUGAGGAGAUGGACAUGUUGGACUUAGCCUACGGCCUGACUGACACGUCUCGUCUGGGCUGCCAGAUCUGUCUGACGAAGACUCUGGACGGCAUGGUGGCCAAAGUUCCAGAGAGCGUAGCCGACAUCCGACAGAGCAAAGACGAAUCGGCUUAACCGUAGACCCUCUGCUGUGGAACGUGGGUGUAGACAGUGUGGUUGUGCCCAGUCAGAACUGAGGUUACGGCGAGCACACAGGGACAAUGGUAGGUGUAAAUCUAUCAGUACUGCAGUGUCUGGUCAGCUGCCACAGCUGGGGUUUUUUUUUUUUUUGUUUUGUUUUUUUUUGUUGUUGUUGUUGUUUUUUUCUU